ACAUAGAAGCUUGAUGUGCUAGCGUCAGAAAUUACGACAACGGAGUUUUUAUUCCCAAUUUUAAUCAUGUUUCUAUAAGAAAUAAAUAAAAUAGUGUACAAUGGAGACUAAAAAGGGUAAUAUUACGUAUGGGGAAUGCCGCUGUUGCUUAGCAAAGGGCAACCACAGAGAUAUAAUGAAAGAAUAUUAUUUUAACGGCAUACGAGAGGUUUACUUCGAUAUUUUCCUGGAGUGCUUCAAUUUAUUCCUCUCAACGAACGGGCUCCUAUCUACACUAAUAUGCACAACUUGUGUGCAGCGUCUCCGGGACGCGACCAGCUUCCGAAUGAUGGUGCUCAGCACCGAGAGGCAGCUGCUGCAGGUUGUCGAGGGAGAGGAUAAGGACACGGUCUUUGUUAAUGUUCACGUAGACGUUAAUGAACCGCCAACGAGUAUUAAAGUGGAGAUGGAACCGCAGGCUGAAGCUGGUGUGAAAGAGGAGCUGGCUUCUGAUGAUGAGGGGGACGCGGACGUGGGUGACUCUGAUUACGUGCCCGAACCUGAUGAUAAUACCUCAGACGCCCAAGAUAAGCCUUCGGUAGACUUCGAAGCCCUACUAGACCGCGAGGCAGCCCUGCUGGGCAGGUUCGCUCGCGUCAAGCUGCCGCCGCUGCCCACGCGACAAACGUUGCCGGAGAUCUGCCCUGAAUACUGCCGGCAACUUGAUUUGUUGCAGAAUUUAAAAAUCGUGCCAAAGAAUCUGAUGAAUUUACUGGAAGAACAAGACAGUAGGCGCACUCCUUCUAGAAAAGUCUUUAUAUCAGAGAAACUAGCUCACAUCACGAACGCGGGCACCAUUCUCGAAUGCUCCAACGUAACGCCUUUUAAAAGCAAAAGUCGACUCGGCUUCCCAUGUUUCUACUGCAGAAAUGUAUUCGAAAACCAAGAAAAACUUCGGGAACAUACAUCUCAGCAUAAAAAGUCAGAAAUAAGACAUAUACUUAAAACUUAUGGCGCAGAAUGCCUUGUCGUAUAUGUAGAUACAACAGACCUAAAAUGCACAUUAUGCGACAAAAGUAUGCAGAAUUUAAACAGUUUGAAGUCCCACCUAAUUAAUGUACAUAAGAAAAAAAUGUACCCAGAAUUUACGGAUCGUGUUAUACCGUAUAAGCUCUCUGAUUCAGGUGUACAUGAGUGUCAAGUUUGUGGGUUUAAUUUCGAGACUUUUGGCUCCAUAGAAAGACAUAUGAAUGUCCAUUACAGAAAUUAUGUUUGCAAAGAAUGCGGUACAGGUUUCGUAACAAAAUAUAGAUUAAAAGUUCAUACAAAAAGCAUGCAUGCCGGUGGUAACUACCCAUGUGAGAUUUGCGGUAAAGUAUUCUCGACGUCGCAAAAAUAUAAGAACCAUGUUAAUACUGUUCAUAAGCUAUUAAAAAGGUUUAAAUGUACUAAAUGUCCGGAGCGCUUCGCUGAAUAUUUUAGGAGACAGAAGCAUUUGGUCCAAGUACAUGGUGUAGCUCCUUUGCAAUACAAAUGUAAUGUUUGUGAUAAGAGUUUUGACCGAAGAUAUACUCUAUCUAGGCAUAUGAAGAGAGAUCACCUUGAAGAAAGGGAUUAUCAAUGUGAAAUUUGUACUUAUAGGUGUUUUACUAAGAAUGAGUUGAGAGUUCAUAUGGUUAAACAUAAUGGGGAAAGGAUAUUUGAAUGUUCUGUGUGUAAGAAGUCGUAUGCUAGGAAGAAAACGCUCAAAGAACAUAUGAGGAUACAUAACAAUGACCGUAGGUUUGCCUGCGCGGUCUGCGGGCAGGCGUUUGUUCAGAAAUGUAGCUUGAAAGGCCAUUUGAAAACUCAUCAUUUGGAUUUUAAUUUGCAGUGAUUUGAAUGUAAAUUGCUGUCGUCGGCAGUAUCUUCAAACUUUUAAGAAAAGAGCGUCCUUUUUAAAAGGCCGGCAACGCACCUGUGACUCCUCUGGUGUUGCGGGUGUCCAUGGGCGGCGCUGAUCGCUUACCAUCAGGUGACUCGUCUGCUAGUUUGCCGUCUAUUUCAUAAAAAAUGAUGCGAAUAAAUUAUAUUUUUUA
This is a messenger RNA of Spodoptera frugiperda (fall armyworm), 2057 nucleotides long. Its product is annotated as zinc finger protein 557-like. Gene Ontology annotation, cellular component: nucleus. Bases 101 to 1855 code for a protein of 584 amino acids. NCBI's taxonomy places the organism in Eukaryota, Metazoa, Arthropoda, Insecta, Lepidoptera, Noctuidae. Gene Ontology annotation, molecular function: zinc ion binding; DNA-binding transcription factor activity, RNA polymerase II-specific; RNA polymerase II transcription regulatory region sequence-specific DNA binding. The record is from RefSeq and is a predicted model, not a curated record. The transcript is spliced from 5 exons. Gene Ontology annotation, biological process: regulation of transcription by RNA polymerase II.